GUCGGGAACUCCCCGCGAUGUCGACUCAGCGUCCAAAUCUCAAGGCGAGAGGAAGGCAAACGGGCAUGGUCACUGGGCGGGGAAUGUAGCGGUGAAGAGUCCAGUUCAAGCUCCGAGGAUCAAACGCGAAUUAUCUGCUCGACCUGGUGUUUCCUCCCUGCAGGCUCUCCUGACCCUACGGAAUCUUCCUCCGUUCGACAUGCUCUCGCCAACGAUCCGAACCGCACGACACCCGUGCCAGGCGCGGUGCACAAGAAGAAGAAACGCAAGGUCAUGCACGAGCUCAGCCCAGAGACACCGCUCCGGGAAAUGAGUCACCGUGGAUCAAGCCCAUAUGUCGACCCCGUAAUCGAACGAGCCUCUGUACCGCCGAGAGAAAGGGAGCAGAGCGUCCGUUCAGUCCGACUAGAUUCCCCCUCGCUGUCGACCUUGACAACAGGCCCUCCGCACCUGGACAAUCGGAUUCCUUCCCCUCGACCAUCUCUCCCUUUAUCCGCUUCGACCGGUGGAGCGCCGAAGAUCAAGUUGAAGAUCAGUAAUAACAAGGCCAUUACAGUCAACAGCCCAAAUGCCUCCAGCUCGGACCACUCGGUACAGCAAUUCAUAAAUCCCAAUCUCAGCUUUUCCCCCCUACGUCCCGGCGUUACCAACCCGACGACUCAUGCAUCUUCAUCACGAUCCGUCAUCCCGCCUCGCCAACCUAUUCCCGCUCCCGCUCCUCCUCAACCCCGGCGUCAAAAGGACGUCGACCAAGACUUUUCGACGGUCAAAAACGUCGCUCAGACUGUACAGUGGAGCACGUUCUGGUCCGGGAUCGAGACGUACAUUCGCGAUGUCGGCGAGGAAGACGUCGCCAUGUUGACGUUCAGACCCGACGAUCGAGGCAUCUACGAUAUGCCUGCUCUCGGUCGACAUUAUCAAGAUAUUUGGGACGAGGAGGACAUGCAGUUGCCAUUCAGCCAGGCUUCGAAUCAGGCCUGGGUGACCUCGGCCAACAUGGCAUCGGGAGCGUUUCAGAGAGAGAAGGAGCGUGAUGCGCUCGGUAACAGGAUCGGGAAGGGUUUGAGACGGGCUCACCCGAAAGAUCUGAACGAGGCCGAUCUUAGGGACGAGCGGAAAGGUCCAGGGUUGUUGGAAGAGCGGAUUGUAGCAGGGCUCUGGGAAGGACACCGGUUGAAGCACGGGGGAGAUGUUUCAGGCGAGACCGGUGUGCAGAAGGAUACGCACGAAGUCGUGGUCAAAGGCGAGCCGGGAAUAGGACCGGCGCAGGAUGUAGACAUGGAACCACGGGCGGGGAAUGGGAGACUCGCUGGAAAGCCUGUAUCUGAAACUGGUGCGACUUGGCCGAUCGCGCCCCGACGUAUAAAUGGGGUCGCCACUUCGGGCCAGCCGACACGGCUCGACAUGAUGAAUGCAACUAUAGGCGAGACAGAGGAGGGGGUCAAGCGAGAACUUCGGCAUCUCGGUCUACUUGAUGCGAACGAAGAGAUCGACUGGACACGGAAAGAAGACGACGAGAUCGCCGCAGCGCUACGGCAAUGUCAGCGUGCGCUCAGGGACCAGAUCGCGAGCAACAAUGCCCGUAAAGAACGAUUGACCGGCUUGGUCAAGGACCGGCUCGCCUUUGGCGGCUACGAAAAGACGCUGGAAGGAUUAGAAAAGGCGAUCGAGAGCACCUGGUUGAAGCGCUCGGCGAGAAAGAACAAGAAGCAAAAGUCGAGCAGUCAUCGGGAAGACGGCAAUUCGGCGCGUCGGCCUGGUGAAAAGGUUCCUCUGCCCGAAAACGUCAAGCAAGCCAUGGAAGCUCGAAGACGAUGGAUCGACGUCGUCGGUGCCGCCAUGCAGGCUCCCGACGUACAAGGGAGGUUUACCGGUCUACCUGAGCGGAGUAUCUAUGCAGAGAUGGAAGAUCUGAAGGGAGACGCGGCGGGACGGACGUGGAUACAGACCAUGUCGAGCGAAUAGACGGGAACUAGCCCGCUUGUCUCGCCGCCACGGCGGUAGACCAAGCGGAACAGCAUGACAUCCAUCACAUGUAUCUAAUCGUAUUGCGACUAAGCUGUCAGGGUGGUCGUUUGUCGCAGCCCCACACCGCAUGUCAAAUUGUUGCAUAUAUAGCCCGGUCCACCGUUUCAUCCAAG
This is a messenger RNA of Filobasidium floriforme, 2141 nucleotides long. Its product is annotated as histone acetyltransferases subunit 3-domain-containing protein. Lineage: Eukaryota; Fungi; Basidiomycota; Tremellomycetes; Filobasidiales; Filobasidiaceae. Gene Ontology annotation, cellular component: SAGA complex. The record is from RefSeq and is a predicted model, not a curated record. The transcript is spliced from 4 exons. Gene Ontology annotation, molecular function: transcription coactivator activity. Gene Ontology annotation, biological process: regulation of transcription by RNA polymerase II. The coding region runs from base 274 to 1965 and encodes 563 amino acids.